Messenger RNA from Pneumocystis jirovecii RU7, 1134 nucleotides. RefSeq names its product sterol 24-C-methyltransferase. The transcript has 4 exons. The coding region runs from base 1 to 1134 and encodes 377 amino acids. Gene Ontology annotation, cellular component: endoplasmic reticulum. The record is from RefSeq and is a predicted model, not a curated record. Lineage: Eukaryota; Fungi; Ascomycota; Pneumocystomycetes; Pneumocystales; Pneumocystaceae. Gene Ontology annotation, biological process: ergosterol biosynthetic process. Gene Ontology annotation, molecular function: sterol 24-C-methyltransferase activity.
AUGACUUUUGAACUUGAGCCGUUAGAUAUAGAAAAAGAUUAUGAGUUUUCAAAGGCUAUGCACGGGUCGGAUGCUAAAAGCAAACAUGGGAUCUGUGCUUUAUUCAACAAGAAUAGAGAUGCUCAAAAAGUUGCAUUUGAUUCGUAUUUUGGAUUUUGGGGCGACAAGUAUCUUGAUAAGAAGGAUGGUGUUCAUCAACAAAAUCGUUUUAAGGGUUAUGCUACGCUUACUCGUCAUUAUUAUAAUCUUGUGACGGAUUUAUAUGAGUAUGGAUGGUCUCCGUCCUUUCAUUUUUGCCGGUUUUCAAGAGGCGAGUCGUUUUCUAAAGCUAUUGCGCGACAUGAACAUUAUCUUGCUUCUCAUGCUGGAAUACGUGAAGGCGAAACGGUUUUAGAUAUUGGAUCUGGAGUAGGUGGUCCAGCGCUUGAGAUAUCUGUUUUCACGGGUGCAAAUAUUGUAGGGAUAAACAAUAACGAUUAUCAAAUUGAGCGUGCACAGUUUUAUGCACAGAAAAAGGGGUUGUCUGAUAAAUUAAGUUUUGUUAAAGGGGACUUUAUGCAGAUGCCUUUUUCUGAUAAUUAUUUUGAUAAAGUAUAUUCUAUUGAGGCUACUGUUCAUGCACCUUCUUUAGAAGGAGUUUAUGGUGAAGCUUUCCGAGUUCUUAAGCCUGGCGGUAUUUUUGCUCUUUAUGAAUGGGUUUUGCUUGAUAAAUAUGACGAAACUAACCCCGAACAUCGGAAAAUUGUCUAUGGGAUUGAGAUUGGUGAUUCUAUUCCUAAAAUGUUUAAAGUUAGUGAGUCCGAAGCUGCUUUAAGGAAGGUGGGGUUUGAAAUUAUUCAUUCAGAAGAGCUUUCUACAAAAAAUAAUGAAAUUCCAUGGUAUUAUCUUCUCGAUACUGAUUUCAGGAAAGUUAGAUCUCUUUGGGAUUUGUUUUCUAUUGCGCGUAUGACGUGGCUUGGGAGGUGGUUUAUUGGGUUUUUCUUAAAUCUUAUGGAGUUUAUUGGCGUUGCACCAAAAGGUUGUAAAAAAGUUAACGAUGUUUUGUUGCUUGCUGCGGAUGCUCUUGUAGAUGCUGGAAAGCAACAAAUAUUUAGUCCUAUGCAGAUGUGGGUUUGCAGGAAGCCUUUAGUUUAA